UUUCAUUCCACUAUGUCAAACACUCCACAGAUUUUAACAUUCGUUAUGAAUAGAAUUCCUUGUGAUUUCUUGCAAACUGCAAGUACCUAAAUACCUACCAGCUAGUCUACCUAUUGUAGUUAUUUGAUUUGUAGUGUAAACAUUGUAAUAAAAUUGUAGGCGUAAAGUAUUCUCUAAACCCUUUAAAAUGAGAAAAGGUUUAUUUUAUUAUCCGUGUUUAGUUGUUGGUUAUAAAAUAAAUGUCAUGUUUCUUACAUUUUGCUUUGUCGAUAUUAUGUGUUGAUAAAUUGAAUCUGGAAAUUCAAAGUGGCAUAGUGUGAAUUUUGAGUGUAAUAAUGCCAGUUCAGCAAAUAAACGUGAAAAAUUCGAGUGAAAUUGAAAGUUGGGAAUGGGGUGGUGGAUGUGGCAAGGAGACGAUACGUGCAGGAUCUGGAAGCAGCCAGACUUCUUGCAGUAAUUCUAGUGGUGAUAUCUGCAGAAUUUGUCAUUGUGAAAGCGAGACCCAUAAUCCGCUGCUGGCACCCUGCUAUUGUUCUGGUAGCUUAAAGUUUGUCCACCAAAGCUGUUUACAACAAUGGUUGACAGCAUCGGAAACAAGAUCAUGUGAACUCUGCAAAUUUAAUUUCAUAAUGCAUACAAAGAUAAAACCAUUUAAUGAGUGGCGUCUCUUGGAGAUGUCAGGCGUUGAAAGGCGGCGUCUAUGCUGUGCUGUCCUGUUUCACUGCGUUGCUGCACUUUGUGUCAUGUGGUCACUGUUCGUACUUAUAGAGAGAGCUGUUGAGGAGGUCAACAAGGGACAGAUUGCUUGGCCAUUUUGGACAAAAUUGGUGGUUGUUGCUGUCGGUUUCACGGGCGGAGCUGUGUUUAUGUACAUUCAGUGUCGUCAGUACUUACACUUGUGCAAUCGCUGGCGAGCCCAUAAUAGAAUAUUGCUCAUACAAAACGCGCCAGAAAAGGUGCCGAUUAGUUUGUCGCCGCCGUUGCGUAGUAAGAGACGGGAGAGGAGUGCGAGGGGGCAGGUAGUAGCCAAUAUUGAGCCUUUGCCCCCUCCGGCUGCGUACCACGAGGAGGAUGAAAGUGGGGGCUUCGAGACCUAUAGGGGUAAUCCACAUCGGCGGCUUUCUGCGCUUAAUGAAGACCGUCUGAGUACGGACAACCCCAGACUGAGAGCUGAACCGGAAGAGGUCCGGCGUUACUCGGACACUCGUCUUUCACAUCCGGUUACAGUUGCCGUUGAAGAGGUUGUCACACAACCUACUGAGGGAGGCGUAUACCACAUCGCGGUAGACCCCCUAGAAGCCGAUAUACGCUCGCUUCUCGCACUCGAAGCCCGUCGCGAGGCGCGCGCGGCCCGCUCUCUUCCGAAUUUGCGCGCGAGUCGCGAGUCCCUCCUGAACCCUAAUCACCCUUCCUGAGGUAACCUCACCCUCUACCUGGACGAUAACAUCUAUUAGGUAAGUGCUAAUUGACAGUGUUUGAACCCCCCAUUCGUCAUUAGUCGUUACGCUUGUCGUUUAGUGGCUUAGUGAUCGCUACAUGGAUGCGGUGAGUCCCCGAGUUCAGUGUUAGAUAAGUGACUAUUGAGUAAGUAAUAUUCGUGCUUAGUAGUAAGUGUGUUAUCGGAAUUAUGUUACUAAUUUGGAAAUUGAUUCGAGGUCAGCCUCAGUCAUGUCAGCUGUCAAGUCUGUGACAGUUGAGUUCGACAGCUGACAGAUGAUAUGUGUAAAAAAACUUGUAAAUUGCUGAAUGUGCAAGCGUUUUAUUUUCGCAAUUCUUAAAAUGUUUAACUACGCUCGUUAAAUUAUGAAUCAUUCAUAUUCUUUAAAUACAACACUUAUAUGAAAUUAAAAGUUAUAUAAAAUGCCAAAACCUUGAAUAUAAAUUCACAAUGUUAUGAGAUAAAAUCGCAAUUUAGUUUUGAAAAUAAUUUUUUGCGAUCCAUACCAGCCAGUAUUUAUUAACCUCUAUGAGUAUUAUGUUUUUGGCGCUAAAUAUAAAACCUUUUGUGAUUUACAUGUGUCAAUUGUCAAUUGAAGUCGAAGUUGACCUCUUCAAGCUUCAAGUUGAUUGACAAUAUUUUUUGUGCGAAAAUUAUGUGUGUAUACAAACUAUAUUUUGUUCACGUAACUAUGGUUUUUGCACUAGGUCAUAUAUGUAAUGUUAAUCUGACCCCUAUGUACUAUUCGUUACUUUAGAUAUAUUUAUAAAUGAAUAUGAAAAGCUACUUAAUUGGUUGGUGUGGAGGAACUUAUAUCGGCUUAGUUUUUAUAUAAGUGCCAUUUUGAAUCCUUGAUACUUCCAAUUUGCUAAACAUUCACAGUAGUCAAGCGCUUAGUGUAAAUAAAUAAGUCAUUUUUAUGAAUUUAUUUCAUUUGACAUGCUGCAGACAAACUUUUGGCUUUAAAAAUUGAGUAUUUAUUUAUUUAUUUAAUUAUAUUAAUAUUAAUUAUAUUAAUUUUCUGAUAGGGUAAAUCGAAAACCACGUAAAAAAUUAGAUUUCAGAGUUGACAGUCAUUUUAAUUUCGUUACGGUCCAUAAAGAGUAGACAACUAGUGCACUAGCAUAGAUAAUUGAUAUGUAAAUGUUACAAACUAGCUUGUUAAAGUUGCCUUGUAAAACCCAAGAAAAUUGCAAUACAUUUGAUGCAAUAUUAAAAUUAAAUCAUCCACAAUUAUCAAGACUUUCUAAGUAUCUAUGAGUUACUACUAAUAUUUUUACGUGGUAUUUCGUUUUUUAGGAUUUUCAUGUUCCUGUUACGAUAUUCCGUCCUUGAUUAAUAUUUUCUAAUAAUGCUCAUGAUAUUGCCAUAUUACGAAAUUCUGAAAAAAAAAACUUUUUCUGCGAAGUUUUUACGAUCUGUAAUGCUUUUUGUAAACUUAAUAUCAAAAUUAAUGAUGAGGAAAUUAUGGAAUCACAAUUUUUCUUAGUUGAAUAAAAACAGAAGUAUCUGUCAACGUGGGCCAGAGACUUUCUACUGGUGUGUCUAAAUUUUCUCAUUAGUAAUAUUAUCUGAUAUACUUUCUGGGAAUAAAGAAAUUAUAAUUGUUUUUUUCAUUACACAACUUCAUAAUAGCUUUUAGAACCGAUUUUAGUCGGAUCGGAUACGAAAGCUAAAACUUAAAAAAAAUAUUUACACACUGAAACCUGGUUGAUAGGGAUCUGAUAGAAUCUGCAUUUGUAUACCUUAUUCGAUUAUUUAAAUGAUCCUAAUCCUUGGGAUUGUUAUCCUCCAAUUCAACAUUUUGUAUGGCUCGAAACUUGGCUAUUAAAUAGUGGCUAAGAAUUUUUUGCCUGCUCUACGCCAUUGACUUGCGAACUGGUAGUAAAUGUAUUAUAAUUAAUUUAGCAUAUUUCAAUUGGCGUUCAUAAGUACUUAUUUAACCAGGUAUAAAGUUAUAUCAAUUCACCUUGAGUGCAGAUCAAUGCUUGUGAUUGUACUAUUAAACGUAUCGGAAUCUGAUAAGUUUUCUCACCUGCACACAGCUACAGAGUCCCAAUUGCAGACGCCUGGUUUCAAAUUUAUCCCAUGUCCAAUUUACAGCGGUAAUUCGAUGAAAAAGUAUAGGGAUCUCUUUGCAAUUCUCAUUAAGAAGAUUGAAAAGAAUGUUUUUUGUAGCAUGGCAAUAUAAUUUUUGAGAAUUAUGGUAACUUUGGAAUGUCAUGUUUCUUUGCCUUGUGUAGGUAAUACGCUUUGACUCUUAUGUAGAGUACAAAUUAGAUAAGUUGAAGCUAUUUUCUUUAUAUUGCAUUUUACAUUAGUAGCAGAAUCUCAUUUUAUCAAAUCAUCGCUCUCUUUAACAAAUAAAACGUGCAGUUAUUCUUGGCUGAUUAUCGAUAAGUUCCGUUUUGGUUCAUUGUUUUAUAUUCAGGCAUUUAUGUAUGUUCAUUAUUGUUUGCGAGAGAUAUUUGAAUAAAACUCAAAUUAAUUUGAACGCAAAUUAAAAUAACACUUAGUUUUUUAUAAGGGCAAGGUUUUUGCUGACCAUGACUGCAAAUCGACUUAAGUAUAAUCGCGUUAAAGAGUUUUAUUUAAACAAUUAAAAGCCAGUUUCCUUGUGUUUUAUGUAAAUAAGUUUAACAUCACAUAUGUAUAAAGUGUAAAAUAUUUGUAUAUAAUAUGUAUCUCAAUGUACGGGCGAAUGUAGUAUAUAAUUCCUGGUAGAUUUAGAAUUUCAGUACAACUUCGGCAUUUUCAUUUUGCGGCCAUUUUGUGUGAUUGUUGUGAAUGUCAUAAAUGCGUACACGUCUACGUAUGUGCACGUUAGACGAACUUGUUCAUACACACAACUUUUUGUAACGUAUUAAUACACAAACGUAAGAUUUAAAAUAUAGCUAUCCUUUUCCAUAUCUAAUCAUUAAAAGAAGAUAUGUAAAGUUAUAAUCCUACAUUAAUUUUCAGCUUGUUUAUUAAUACAACAAAAAUAGUUCAGAAUCUUUGAAUUAAAGUCUCUCUGUGUUUAUAUGUGUAUAAAUUCGACCAAAUGUUAUAUGUAUAUUUAAGAAUAAUUGGAAAUAUAAGAGUUAAGUAUUUUAAUGUUCGUUUCAACCUAUCGUGUGUACAUUCAAAUGUAAUGAUGAGAACGUAAAACUACAGACGAGAAGCAUACGCUAUUCCGAUUGGACAAUAUGAUAUGCCGUAUUGUGUUACUUAGCUGGAGUUGGUAUGUUGUUGAUAGAAAUCACUAUCGUGUCCUCUUUUGUUUUACAUUCUCCCCAAUUAUAGUGUAUAUCCUGGACAGGCGGGCCCAAAAGGCCUCAUCUCACUUUUCAUCAGGUGGGGUUGUGGCUAAAAAAAACUUCUCGAAAAUUCGGUACUCUGCUUUCGAAAAUGUUCCAAUGCUACUAAAGAGCAUGCAAGCAAAUCAGCAUGUUACUAAGACACAGGAUUGGGGUUUUUAUAUAACGCUUCGUGUUUCCCACUUGAGUGCCAUGCCCCCAUUAAAACAUAUUUUUUAAUUUUUAAAAAACUCAAUUGUUUAAUUAAGAAACUUUAAUGAUAGGUUUUACUUGGAAAUUGAAAACGAAACACAGAAAGUUUGUACAAAUAUCGAUUUUUUUUGUAAAUUUUCGAAUAACCAAAUCUCCCCAAGUUGGGAAAUACUAAUAUAACGCCUAAUUAACGCAUUCGUUGAACAUGUACGCAUGAGGGAGCAUAUGUUACCUGUAGAUAGGAUAGUUAUGACAUCUGGUGCUAGGGUAUAAAGCUCUUUCCGCAACUUUGUACUAUAAUCUAUUCAAGUGCAGAUUCAUUUGACGCAAUACAUAUUUUCAUAAUGCCACAAUGUAACUCUAUGCCUGGAGUAUAAGGGCAUUGUGUAAAGGCUGAGCUGUCAAAAUUCUAAAUUUAUUGCACAGUUAGAUAAAAUUCAAUGCUUUUGAAUACCAAGUGUAAAUAACUUCAAAUUUAAGUUGUCCUAAAACGUUAAGUUAAUUGGUUGUAACUAAAUUAGUGCCUUGUUUUGAUGAAAUUGGUCCUAUCGAGAAUGGAUUGAGCGAUGCUGAGAUGUAAACGAGGGGAUGUUUUGUCCUUGUCUUAAGUAAUGUAUAAAAAAGAGAUAACCUAGUCUCGAUUGCUCAGUCUAUUCGUUGUACAUUUUAUUCUCUUUUAAUGAAAUAUGGCUUUUACGCCUGUGAUAGUAUCGUAAGCGAUUUCUUUUUGCUCAAAAUUUGAUUUCUCCUUACGAUUUGUACUUAUAGUUGAUGAAAUUUGUAAGACUGUAUUUUUUGUUAUGUAAAUUGUUAACUCCAGAUUAUAAAUAUAAGUUAUUUUGAGA
Pieris rapae (cabbage white) is the source of this 5774-nucleotide messenger RNA. Its product is annotated as E3 ubiquitin-protein ligase MARCHF8. The transcript is spliced from 7 exons. The record is from RefSeq and is a predicted model, not a curated record. Gene Ontology annotation, cellular component: early endosome membrane; lysosome; late endosome membrane. Gene Ontology annotation, biological process: protein polyubiquitination; antigen processing and presentation of peptide antigen via MHC class II; immune response. Bases 336 to 1415 code for a protein of 359 amino acids. NCBI's taxonomy places the organism in Eukaryota, Metazoa, Arthropoda, Insecta, Lepidoptera, Pieridae. Gene Ontology annotation, molecular function: zinc ion binding; MHC protein binding; ubiquitin protein ligase activity.